AAUUAGAGAUGGCCUAAAUAAAUAUAACAAGUCACAGGGAGGAACUGAAUGCAAAAGAACUUAUCUACCUUAGUUUAGGAACCUAUGAAUUACGAUGUAUUGUUCUGUUGAAUUUUCUUAUGUUUUUGUCAGCUAUACGAAGAAAUAAGACGAAGGAAAACGAAUCUCACUCGUAAAUACUGCACAGCUAAAAUCACGGAACCGUCAACUAAGAAAAUCAUUCCUUGCCAUUAAAGAGUCACCCCAAAAUCAGUGCUUUUCGAUCUUCCUCUAUCAGCAUUUUCUAACGAAAUCACAAAAUUCUUUGAAAAUGGGGUUUUGCAGGGGCGAUGUUGUUGAAGUAGCAAGCAAAGAAGAUGGAUUUGUGGGUUCAUAUUACGAGGCAAUUGUGGUGUGCCAACCGCUCAAGAAAGAUUAUAUCGUGCAGUAUAAGACCCUUUUGAAAGAUGACCUCUCUGGUCCGUUGACGGAGUUUGUUACAGUCUCUGAACUCCGGCCAGUUCCCCCUGAGAUUCCGUUGAGUGGGUUUAGCUUAAAUGAUGAAGUUGAUGCUUUUGAUAAUGAUGGGUGGUGGGUUGGCAAAAUCACUGGUAAAAUUGGAGCUAAUUACUUUGUAUACUUUGAAACCAGUGGGGAUGAAUGUGCUUAUGAUAUAAGUGACUUGAGACUUCACCAGGAUUGGAUUGAUGGUGAGUGGGUUUCUUCAAAAAAAGACCGCAAAAUGUGAUUAAAGCAAUAUGAAAGUACUAUAUUUUUUCUUCACAAAUAGCCUAUCUUCACAAGGCAAGGGUAAGUAGAGGUAUGGGUUCGGGAUUGUAAUCCUUUUAAGUUAUUGGUUUCUAAAUUAAUAAUUUGUACAUAUUCAAUAAAAUUUUUAAGACAAAUAUAUGGUUUGAACAAAAACUAUUGGGUUCGGCCGCACCCGCAUCCCACACUCUGGCUCCACCCCUAGGAUAAGGUCUGCGUACACAUUAUCUUCUGUAGGCUCUACUUGUAAGAUUACACUAUGUUUGUUAUGUUAUGAUUCUACUUGUAAGAUUACACUAUAUUUGUUACCGUUGUU
Messenger RNA from Nicotiana attenuata, 1063 nucleotides. RefSeq names its product DUF724 domain-containing protein 6-like. NCBI's taxonomy places the organism in Eukaryota, Viridiplantae, Streptophyta, Magnoliopsida, Solanales, Solanaceae. The transcript has a single exon. The record is from RefSeq and is a predicted model, not a curated record. Bases 311 to 727 code for a protein of 138 amino acids.